AUGAAGCUUCUUUACCCAACCUCCGUGAAACCAGGACUCGACGUGCCGAGCCUGCAGGGCUUCUCCAUCUCUCUCCACCCUUACGAUGUCAAGUCCCCCAUUCCCGAGGAACACGUCGACGCCGAAAUUCUGGUGACCUGGUCCAACAGCCCAGAUAACCUCAAGGAUGCCGCACAGCGCCUGAAGAACUUGAAAUGGAUUCAGUCCCUUGCCGCCGGUCCGAACGACGUCUUGUCCGCUGGAUUCGAUACUUCCGCUAUCGUCGUCACCACCGGCUCCGGUCUACACGACUAUCCCGUUGCUGAGCACACUCUGGGUCUAUUGCUUAACGGGGCGCGACACUUUUACGAAAUGCGCGACUAUCAGCUGCAGUCGAAGUGGCCCGGCCACUUGGGCGGCUCGUUCCCACGCUCGGAUUUCACCACCCUGCGCGGAUCUCGUGUGCUCAUUUGGGGCUUUGGAAGUAUUGCAAAGACCUUGACUCCAUACUUGACCGGCCUUGGGGCGAAUGUCCGAGGUAUUGCUCGCAGUCAGGGUGUGCGAAAUGGAAUUGAAGUAUACGCCGAGGACAAACUCCCCGAGCUUCUACCCGAAACAGAUGCUUUGGUCCUGAUUCUGCCAGGCUCUGAAUCAACAGUGGACGUUCUGAAUGCCGAGAGAUUGAAGCUGCUUCCUAAGCACGCUUGGGUUGUCAACGUGGGUCGUGGUGUUUCGGUUGAUGAGGAUGCCCUUGCGGAUGCCUUGGAGAAGGGUGAGAUUGCUGGAGCAGCAUUGGAUGUGUUCAAGCAAGAGCCUCUCCCUGAGUCUAGUAGGCUCUGGAAGACGCCGAACCUUAUUAUCUCCCCUCAUGCUGCAGGAGGGAGACCUCAGGGCUGCGAGGCUUUGAUUGCGGAUAAUCUACGACGGUUCUUGGCUGGUCAGCAAUUGAGGAAUGUGAUUUAG
Penicillium daleae is the source of this 942-nucleotide messenger RNA. Its product is annotated as phosphoglycerate dehydrogenase. Bases 1 to 942 code for a protein of 313 amino acids. Lineage: Eukaryota; Fungi; Ascomycota; Eurotiomycetes; Eurotiales; Aspergillaceae. The transcript has a single exon. Gene Ontology annotation, molecular function: NAD binding. The record is from RefSeq and is a predicted model, not a curated record.